Messenger RNA from Prionailurus viverrinus (fishing cat), 4968 nucleotides. It is a transcript of the gene STON2, whose product is annotated as stonin 2. Gene Ontology annotation, biological process: clathrin-dependent endocytosis; regulation of endocytosis; synaptic vesicle endocytosis. Bases 569 to 3436 code for a protein of 955 amino acids. The transcript has 9 exons. Gene Ontology annotation, cellular component: synaptic vesicle; AP-2 adaptor complex. Gene Ontology annotation, molecular function: clathrin-cargo adaptor activity. The record is from RefSeq and is a predicted model, not a curated record. Lineage: Eukaryota; Metazoa; Chordata; Mammalia; Carnivora; Felidae.
GGCGGCGCUGCGGCCGCGAGGGAGGGCAGCGGGAGCAGUGGGGCUGGGCGAGGAUCCCCGGGCCAGCCCAGCGGGCUCUGCCGUGGCGACGUUCCGGCCGAAACUUGGGACCCUGCGGGCGGCGUCGCAGGUUGAGGAAGUGAAGAGAAUAGGCAUAAAUGGUGGGAAAUUUCCAUCAACUUGGAAAACACAAUAGAAUAAAUAAUUCUUGGCCAUGAGGUGAGAGCCCAGAGAGUCACAAGGUCAAAGGAUCCUGUCCCAUUUGUCUGUGGUGACAGCCCCCCUCCCCCCAAAAAGGAACGCCUCACCCUUGAACAAUGCAAGUGUCCCUGGGAAGCUGAAAAGGUACAUGCAAAUGAUGAAAUAAAUCACAUCAUUUCAGAAAUUUCUGCUUGGCAGAUUAGCCAGACAAGAAGGGCCAAUCUAUCUACGUUCUGAGUGCCCUGUCUACAAGACCCUCAUAACAGAGCUGAGGCCCAAGUCCAGCGUGCCACCAUACCCCACCCCAGACAUUACUCUGGGGUCUGCCCGAGACCAUCAAUGUGAAGAUGACCAGUGCUUUCCUAGCAUGACUUCCUUGGACCAUGUGAUUGCUACCCACCAGUCAGAGUGGGUCUCCUUCAAUGAGGAGCCACUCUUUCCUGUUCCUUCUGAGGGGGGCACCGAAGAGCACCUCCCAGGACUGUCUUCUUACUCAGACCGGUCUGAGAGCUCCUCCGGGGAGAACCAUGUGGCACAUGGAGGCUCUCAGGAACUUUCCCACUCAGAGCAGGAUGACUCCUCUGAAAAGUUGGGCCUCAUCUCUGAAGCGGCGUCCCCUCCUGGGAGCCCCGAGCAGCCCCCACCUGACCUGGCCUCGGCCUUCAGCAACUGGGUUCAGUUUGAAGAUGACACACCCUGGUCCAGCACAUCACCACCUCAUAAGGAAACAAGGGAGACAGCCAUACCAUUGACCAUGCCCUGCUGGACGUGCCCUUCCUUCGACUCCUUGAGGAGAUGCCCUCUGACCUCUGAGAGCAGCUGGACCACACAUUCUGAAGACACCAGUAGUCCUAGUUUUGAUCCCUCAUACACCGACCUGCAGCUUAUCAAUGCGGAGGAACAGAUGAGUAGCAGGGCUUCUCAGGCUGACUCGACUGACGAGAGGACGGAGUGGCAGACAGGCAGGCAGACGGCGGUGAGUCCUGUUCAAGCAUGCACGGAGCAUACCUCUACCUGCACCCAAGUCCUGGACCCCUCACCACCCUUACCCCACCCCAGGAGGAGCCAGAGCCCCUGCGGGGGUCCGGAGGGGGCCUCUGCUCCCAAUGACAGUUCUUCCUCACUCCAGGAAGAUGAAGAGGUAGAGAUGGAGGCCGUCAGCUGUCCGGCCAGUAGUCCAGCCACGAAUGGACACCCUGCAACUCCAGUGACUUCUGCUCGUUUCCCCAGCUGGGUCACUUUUGAUGACAAUGAAGUCAGCUGCCCUUUGUCGCCAGUCACCUCUCCCCUGAAGCCAAACCCACCACCUACUGCAUCUGUGAUCCCAGAUGUACCUUAUCACUCAGAUGGGUCAUUUAAGAAGAGGGAGCGUCCCAAGAGCACAUUGAUGAACUUUUCCAAAGUUCAGAAGCUGGACAUUUCCUCCUUAAACCAUCCGCCUUCCAUAACCGAGGCUCCACCUUGGAGGGCAACCAAUCCUUUCCUGAAUGAGACUCUGCAGGAUGUACAGCCUUCCCCCAUCAACCCUUUCAUUGCUUUUUUUGAGGAGCAGGAGAGACGCUCCCAAAACAAUUCCAUUUCCAGUGCCACAGGCAAAAGCCAAAGAGAUUCUCUCAUUGUCAUCUACCAAGAUGCCAUCAGUUUUGAUGACUCAAGCAAAAACCAGUCACACUCUGAUGCCGUUGAAAAACUCAAACAACUCCAGAUUGAUGAUCCUGAUCACUUAAGCAGUGCGACACUACCAGAUGAUGACCCGAAAGCCUGGAUUGAACUAGAUGACCACCCACCUGGUUCAGGGCUGUCCCAGCCCAGGGAUGGAUGGCCAAUGAUGCUAAGGAUCCCUGAGAAGAAAAACAUCAUGUCAUCUAGGCACUGGGGACCCAUCUACAUCAAACUGACAGACAGUGGUUACUUGCAGCUGUAUUAUGAGCAGGGCCUAGAAAAGCCAUUCCGUGAGUUCAAGCUGGAGAUCUGCCAUGAAAUUUCAGAACCCCGGCUCCAAAACUAUGACGAGAAUGGCAGGAUCCACAGCUUGCGAAUAGACCGUGUCACCUACAAGGAGAAGAAGAAAUACCAGCCCAAACCUGCUGUGGCCCACACAGCAGAGAGGGAACAAGUGAUCAAGCUGGGCACCACCAAUUACGAUGACUUCCUCAGUUUCAUCCGAGCCGUUCAGGACCGGCUCAUGAAUCUGCCAGUGUUGUCAAUGGACUUAAGCACAGUGGGCUUGAACUACCUUGAAGAGGAGAUUACUGUGGAUGUCAGGGAUGAGUUCUCUGGCAUUGUGAGCAAGGGAGACAACCAGAUUCUCCAGCACCAUGUCCUGACACGGAUCCACAUUCUGAGUUUCCUCUCUGGGCUUGCAGAGUGCCGCUUGGGCCUCAAUGAUGUCCUUGUCAAAGGGAACGAAAUAGUUUCCCGGCAGGACAUCAUGCCGACCACCACCACAAAGUGGAUCAAGCUCCAUCAGUGCCAUUUUCAUGGGUGCGUGGAUGAGGAUGUAUUCAACAACUCACGGGUUAUUCUGUUCAACCCUUUGGACGCCUGCCGGUUUGAGCUAAUGCGGUUCAGGACAAUAUUUGCAGAAAAGACCUUGCCUUUCACACUCAGGACAGCAGCAAGCAUCAAUGGAGCAGAGGUGGAGGUGCAGAGCUGGCUGAGGAUGUCAACCGGCUUCUCCUCUAACCGAGACCCUCUCACCCAGGUUCCCUGUGAGAAUGUGAUGGUUCGUUACCCUGUGCCCAGUGAGUGGGUGAAAAACUUCCGCAGGGAAAGUGUCCUGGGGGAAAAGUCUCUAAAAGCUAAAGUGAACCGGGGGGCAAGUUUUGGUUCAACUAGUGUAUCUGGCUCUGAGCCUGUCAUGAGAGUAACUCUGGGAACUGCCAAGUACGAGCAUGCCUUCAACUCCAUUGUGUGGAGGAUAAACCGACUGCCUGACAAAAACUCGGCUUCUGGUCACCCACACUGUUUCUUCUGCCACCUUGAACUUGGCUCUGACCGGGAAGUGCCUUCCAGAUUUGCCAGUCACGUGAAUGUUGAGUUCAGCAUGCCCACAACUUCUGCCUCUAAAGCUGCCGUAAGAUCCAUCUCUGUGGAAGACAAGACUGAUGUCAGGAAGUGGGUCAAUUAUUCUGCACACUACAGUUACAAGGUGGAAAUUGAGCAAAAAAAGAGUUUGAAGCCAGACUUUGAAGGAGAUGAAAUGGAAAAUCCCAAGGAGUGUGGGGUCCAGUGACAAAGCCCUACUGCAGGGGGCAUGACCCAAGUUCUCAUGAAUAGCUGAAGUUCAAGUCAGUACCUACCAUGACUACUCCAUGUUGGGAACAGUAUUUUGGACCUUCCUUUUGUAGUUACCUGUAUUUUAACAGGGAACCUUGAGGUGGUUGCUUUGGAGAGACCCUGAUAUGCCUAAUGAUGCACCUAGUUCACCUGACUUUUGGGGCUUAUCGUCUAAUUAAGCCUCCUUUUCUUCACUCUGCUUAUCUCACAGCUGUUGGGUGUGGUUUGUUGUCACUGUUGGAGUCAGGAAGAGAACCUUCCACAUGAGUGUUGGCCCCAUUUCCUUCUGAUGUUCAUCUGUCACUUACAUGAUUUUCUAGAAAACACAGUCUUGAGAAAGUUCAUUCAGAAUCCACCUCUGUCACUCCCUCUAGAAAAAGGUUCAGAAGAGGUGAGGUACAAAACAAAUUUCCUCUUUGGGUCUACUAGGCUCUUUGUACAUGUCUCCAUUCUUUAAAUGUUAACACUAUGCAACAGAAGUUUUCAAGACGUUUCCCUCCCAGUUCUGGAUGGUUUUGAUUAAAACACUUUUUCCAUCUCUCUGUUCCCAGGGUUCACCACCCUGAGUCACAAUAAACAAUGGAAAAAAGGCACAAUAGGAUACUUUUUUAUUCUGUGAUUAGCCGCACAUUCUGCAAACGGUGGGUAUUGAAGGGAAAGCAAAACUGAGCUGAUUUUUCUUCAUUCUGGGGAAAAGGGCCAUUAAUUGUAACAUAAUAUUCAAUUCAGGAGACAACUUCAAUCUCAGAGAAUUCCCAAAUUCACACUGAAAAAUACAGGUCAUUUCUGUUUCUGAAACAAAUGGAUGGAGAUAUACAUAUAUACAUAUAUAUAUAUAUAUAUAUAUAUAUAUAUAUAUAUGUAUAUAUGUAUACAUAUACACAUAUAUAUACACACACCUAUAUAUAUAUAUAUAUACAUAUAUAUGUGUGUAUAUGUAUGUAUGUAUGUAUACCUCAGGCAUUUGUCAGGGCAUUUGGGAGCUCUUUUUAUACCUCAAGCCUAUAGACAGUUGCGUGUCUCUUUAAUUCAGACUUUUCAGGAAAUAUAAGUGGAAAAGAUAAUUUUAAAAGCUGUUUUAAACCAAGCUUUUAGUAUAUGAGCUCUCCCCCCAAAUUCAGAGUUUGAUAAUUACAAUAUUGUAACAGAUCUAAAAGGCGGAAGACUCUAGGGUAGAAAUGGGGGAAAGGCCUAUUUUUCUAAUGUUGGGAGCAUUAAAUCUGAUUCCAAGAGUCUGGGACACUCGAUCUUCUUUCCCUUCAUAUGUUCCUGCUUAUAUUCUGUACUUCUACUUCUUAUUUCUAUCUUGGUGCCUCCUUACCAUACAAGGAACUAUAUUGGCCAUCCCAAAGGGAAUACCUGCUCAGCAGCUUAAAGGCCGGUUCUAUCUGCCUUCUCCUCCUGUGAAGAAUAAAGUAAGGGGACAGAAAGCAUACCUGUAAGAUUUGUCAGAUGACACAGAGAAAUAAAUGAUAUAUCCAGUCUCAA